AUGUCUACAGAAAAGGGCCCUGUCUCUCUCCAGGACGAACAACACCCUCCCACGAGCUUGAAGACAUUAAGCGAGCAAGAUGCAGCAGCCAACGAGGCCCAACGCGUCGAGACAACCUUGACAGCAAAGCAGGCAUUUUCUUACUACUACAAGGCUGUGGCUUGGAGUGUAGCAAUGUCCAUGUCAACAAUCAUGGAAUCCUACGGGUUGCUCCUCAUGAAUUCAUUUUUCGCCUUUCCCCAAUUCCAGAAGAAGUACGGAGUCCAGCUACCCAAUGGUUCAUACUCUGUCCCGGCUAAAUGGCAGCUGGCACUUACUAUCACCAGUAAUAUUGGACUGAUAAUUGGCGUGUUCGCCAAUGGCUACUGCGCCGAUCGAUGGGGUUUGAGAAAAGUCAUGCUCACCUCACACGUUUUCUUCGCGGGCUUCGUGUUCAUCAACUUCUUCGCUGAAGAUGUCGAAACUCUUGUCGUCGGAACCCUCUUGAUAUCCAUUCCAUGCGGCUUCUUCGCAGCAGCGACUCCAUCCUACGCAGCCGAGGUGUCACCAUUACGAUUAAAUGGAUAUCUGACAGUCUAUGUCAAUCUUUGUUGGGUUAUGGGAAAGAUGAUCUCUUUUGGCGUUCUUACCUCGAUGCUUAAAAACCCGACAGAGUGGUCUUAUCGCAUCCCCUUUGCUAUCCAGUGGGGCUGGCCUCCGUUCAUGCUCAUCGCCACAUAUCUUGCACCUGAGUCACCAUGGUGGCUAAUCAGGAAUGGCCGUGCUGAAGAAGCCGAGAAGAAUCUUCGACGUCUAUGCUCUGCACCUAGUGAUGUCAUCGAUCCAAAGAACACAAUUGCAAUGAUGACUCGUACAAUUGAGACAGAGCGAGACAUGAAUAUUCAAGGAUCAUACCUCGAUUGCUUCCGAGGGGAGAAUUUGCGACGAACUGAGAUUGCUAUGAUCAGUUGGGGUUGCCAGAUCCUUCCAGGUUUCGCAAUCCAAAACUACAUCACCUACUUCUUCACCCUUGCGGGACUCUCUUCGGGUGACUCGUUCAAGCUUUCACUGGGAAAUGCCGGUCUCGCAUUUGUUGGCACAGUUUCGUCGUGGUUCAUGAUGACUCGUUUCGGUUGGCGCACACUUUACAUAGGAGGGCUAUGUGCCAUGUUACCAAUUAUGAGCCUUGUGGCUUUCCUUGAUCUUGCACCACAUGGCAAAGACAACAUCCGUUGGGCUCAGUCUGCUCUUCUCCUCAUUUGGUUCUUCUGUUACGGCAUCUCAAUUGGUCCCAUCCCAUACGGUAUUGCGGCGAAUGUCGGUGCUUCCAACCUUCGAGUAAAGACGAUCUCACUGGCCCGAAACACCUAUUAUUUUCUAUCCAUCAUCAACGUCAUUGUGGCACCGUAUUUGUUGAACCCUCAAGAAGCAAAUUUGAAGGGAAAGGCUGCUUUCCCUGCUGCCGGCUUGACUAUCCUUCUUCUUAUCUGGACUUACUUCAGGUUGCCCGAAGUGAAGGGGCUCACUGCCGAGACUCUAGACCACCUUUUUGAGAAUAAGGUGUCAGCUAGAAAGUUCAGACUUGCAGCAAAUGAGUAUCAGUAG
Fusarium venenatum is the source of this 1584-nucleotide messenger RNA. Its product is annotated as general substrate transporter. Gene Ontology annotation, cellular component: membrane. The record is from RefSeq and is a predicted model, not a curated record. NCBI's taxonomy places the organism in Eukaryota, Fungi, Ascomycota, Sordariomycetes, Hypocreales, Nectriaceae. Gene Ontology annotation, molecular function: carbohydrate:proton symporter activity. Gene Ontology annotation, biological process: transmembrane transport; carbohydrate transport.